Messenger RNA from Loxodonta africana (African savanna elephant), 4197 nucleotides. RefSeq names its product OTU deubiquitinase with linear linkage specificity (gene OTULIN). Gene Ontology annotation, cellular component: cytoplasm. Gene Ontology annotation, molecular function: cysteine-type deubiquitinase activity. Bases 1613 to 2530 code for a protein of 305 amino acids. The transcript is spliced from 7 exons. NCBI's taxonomy places the organism in Eukaryota, Metazoa, Chordata, Mammalia, Proboscidea, Elephantidae. The record is from RefSeq and is a predicted model, not a curated record. Gene Ontology annotation, biological process: negative regulation of inflammatory response; innate immune response; regulation of tumor necrosis factor-mediated signaling pathway.
CUCCCCAGCAAAACCAAGCAGAGUGUCAUGAUUUAUUGUGGUGGCAUACUUCAUGUUUUUUAUUCUCGGAAUGCCUGUUUGACUUUGUGGUUUAUUUAGCAGCUCAAUUUCUUUUUCUUCCUGCCUCCGUUGCCUAUGAUUAUUUCAUUCCCCUUUAACUCUCAUGGAGCGCUGGUGGCGUAGUGGUUAAGAGUUUAGGCUGCUAACCAAAAGGUCAGCAGUUUGAAUCCACCAGCCAUUCCCUGCAAACCCUAUGGAGCAGUUCUACUCUGUCCUGUAGGGUCACUAUGAGUCGGAAUCCACUCAAUGGCAGUGGGAUUAAUCCUCAUAAGAUGGUAGAAACAAGAGAAAGGAGGUGAAUAUAAUUUCCGGAUACUGACUUCUGCAUAUCACAUCUUAAGUUUUGGACUUUCAAACCUAUUUCCAUCUUUCUGGGUCAGCUGCCUAUGGGUAUUGGGCUUUUUCUCUUUGCUUUAUGAUGUUUUCUCAGAAAGACUGUAUUGUGUCAUGUAAAUAUAUUAUUUAGUUUGCAAUAUAGUACGUGUACGUCAUUUUCUACAUGAUGACAUAUGCAGCCUAAUAGUUGAGUGUAAAUUUUAAGUAAAUAGUAUAAUGCCUUAGUUGGGACUUAAAAUAGUUUUUCAUUUCUGUGACUUUCUGUUUUGGAGUCAAGGCCUUACUUCCCACCCAGAGAGUUGAGUUUGCCUCAUAUGGAAAUUGAAUAAGGUAUUCACACCUGGAAAUGUGAAACACCAUCUGACUGAAAGUAUUUUGAGAUAUCCCACGGAGUCAUUUUUAAUUCAUUCAGUGGACAAUAAUUAUGGAUAUAAAUCAUAACCUAGCUUUUGAACUGUUAAUACAUUUUGAGAUGUGACUCUUUGAAGGGUGUGGUGAUGGGUAGGGGAAGGGAUGGCUCAUUUCCUAGGGAGUACAAUAGGAGAUUCUGGUUCCUUUUGACUAAGCUCACCACAUUUCUUGAGGGAGAAAAUUAGGGGGAAGAGAGACAUAAAAAUCUUGUAGACAAGCUGUUUUCUAAAUCUCCUUCUUGAUUUGCUCAUUGGAGAGCUGUGGUUGCUGGCAUAGCCGGCACAAGCAGUAAGGAUGACUCACGAGAUGACUUAGGGUCCCAUUUGAAGAAGUCUUAGGUCAGAUUUAGUUGUCUUUUCUUCUUGAAGCUCUCUCUGCUCCUAUCAGCUGGUCUCCUAUGCUCUAUCCCCUGCCUCUCUAACCGCCUGUAUUUGACACUCAUACUGUAUAUGGGCCUUGCUCUCAGCUAAGCUAAUCCAUACCAAGUUGCUUGAGGACCAAGAUGAUUCUUGGGCAUCAUUGGUGGCCAGGCCAGAAAUGCUCAGUGAAGAGAACCUACUUCGAUCCUUCUCUGUCUACCUGAUGGUGGGACAGGGUUUGAAGCUGGGGUCCAGGGCUGGCUGUGUGUGUGGGCAUAUGUCUGUGAACCCCAUUGAAAUUGAAGGCAACCUUUUAUGUGUAUUUAUGUUUUGGCGUGAGGUUCUGAUGAAACCUAUGGCAUCUCAAAGAGACCGUGAACAAAAAGCAUUAUACCGUGGUUUUUGGGUGUUGCUGUCCAGCUGUUCACCUUAGCAGCCCCUGGAGGAUGGGGAUAAGCGAGGAGGACAUGUAUCGUGCUGCGGAUGAAAUAGAAAAGGAGAAAGAAUUACUUAUACAUGAAAGAGGGUCAUCAGAACCCAGAUUAAGUGUAGCUCCAGAGAUGGAUAUCAUGGACUACUGCAAAAAAGAAUGGCGGGGAAAUACACAAAAAGCAACAUGCAUGAAAAAGGGCUACAAGGAAGUUUCUCAGAAAUUCACCUCCAUAAGGUGCGUCCGCGGCGAUAAUUACUGUGCGCUGAGGGCUACGCUGUUCCAGGCCAUGAGCCAGCUGGCGGAGCUGCCCCCCUGGCUGCAGGACCCGGAGCUCAUGCUGUUACCAGAAAAACUAAUCAGCAAAUACAGCUGGAUCAAGCAGUGGAAACUUGGACUGAAGUUCGACGGGAGGAGCGAGGACCUGGUUGACAGGAUUAAGGAGUCCCUCACUCUUCUCAAGAAGAAGUGGGCAGGCUUGACGGAAAUGAGAACCGCAGAAGCAAGGCAGAGAGCUUGUGAUGAACUAUUCACCAACGAGGAGGAGGAGUACAGCCUCUAUGAGGCCGUCAAAUUCCUAAUGCUGAACAGAGCCAUUGAACUCUAUGAUGACAAAGAGAAGGGGAAGGAUGUCCCAUUUUUCUCUGUGCUCCUCUUUGCUCGGGACACAUCCAGUGACCCUGGACAGCUGCUGAGGAACCACCUAAACCAAGUGGGACACACUGGUGGCCUUGAACAGGUCGAGAUGUUCCUUCUGGCCUAUGCCGUCCGUCACACCAUCCAGGUGUACCGACUCUCCAAGUACAACACUGAAGAGUUCAUCACCGUCUACCCCACUGACCCCCCAGAGGACUGGCCGGUGGUGACGCUCAUUGCUGAGGACGAUCGGCACUAUAACGUCCCUGUCAGAGUAUGUGAGGAGACACGGCUGUGAGGGUUCACACACACCCCUGGACAGCCUAGUGGACGUGCAAAGGCACACAGGUACUUCCUCAGCUUGGGCGUCCGGCUUCAGGGUCUCUGAGAAUGAUCUCUGAGAACUCUUCCACCUCCUUUUAAGACCUCUGGGACCUCAUGCAACUCUUUGAGCCAAGCUGCACUCAGACUGUCUUUUAAUCUAAGCAUCCACCGAGUCCCUUCCCUCACCUGUGAUGCAUUGUGUCUCGGUGGGGGCCAUCCGAGCACACCUGUGGGAAGGGAACACCAGCUUCUGUGUGAAGCAAAUGCUUUUGUAUCGGAGGAGACUCACUUUGGAGAGGGAUGUGUUCUUUAUGUCUCAAAUCAAACUCCUUCUAAUGGUAAACUGGCUUUUCAUUUCUUUUUUUAAGAUAAUUUUUUUUAAGGUGGUGGUGGGUCUCUGUAGUGAUCUUCCUAUGCAAUCUGCUCAGGUGCUGUAGGUCUGUGCUCAUGGUAUGGUCACCACCUCCCUCUGUAUCGUCUCCUGCCUCCUGUGGAGGGAAGAGCAAAGGUUUGGUAUUCACUAAGGCUCUGUUAAGCAGAUCAUCUCAUAGAAGGUUAAGAAUUGGGUCCGAAAGUGGGUCAUUUGAGGCGUUCAGGAAGGUUGGAGAAGGAGCUGCAGAAGGGCGUGCCGCUGGAAAGUGGGGCAUCUUGCUCUGCGUGAAUGUGGCUGGUGUCUGAUGUCCCUUUACCCGCCGGGGUUUGGUGCUGGGCGUCAGGGACUAUUAACAACCACAGAGUCACAGUUUUAUAGUCGGAAAGGAGUUUAUAGCCACCUGUUUUUUUAGGGGAGGAAACCAAGGCUAAGAUUUCAGUCAGUCACCAAGUUCAGCGGUGGGAUGAGCUUGGAGCCAGGUCUUCCUGUGCCCCCUUCAUGCUCUGUUUUUGAGGGCACUUCCAUUGCCAAAUCCACAUAACUCACCUGGUGGCAAGGGCUGAGUAGUGGCAAAUUGUCUGAAAUCUUUCAUGAGUAAGUUUAAGCGGAAACAGGUACUAAGUACAAAUGCAAAAAUGGCUCUGCGGUCUAGGCCUUGGAUUGGCUCGGGAAUCCUGGUGGAGGCUGUGUCCCUGGCCAGGAGUGCUUUCCUCCAUGAUCACGGGCCGCGGCGGUGACAGCGGGGGGCAUCGGAGCAGGGCCUGAGUGAGGGCCCGCAUUGUCCCCUGGGUCUUGGAUUGGUUCAGAGGAGCCGGACACAUCACUCUCAGGAGUGCAUCAGCAGCAUCUGAACUGCCUCCACGUCUGUGGAAGUGCUGUUUCCCUGAUGUCCCGGCCUUUAUUUCCUAAUAAUUGCAAUCUUUAUUUGGUCCAAUUUAAUGUAGUUUAUAAGCUAUCUAAUCUGUUGUUUUUGGCAGGCGGGGCGGGGGAAUUGUUUUUGAAAAUGUAAGUUUUGCUUUUACUUAAAAAUGGAAUUCUUAGUUAAGAAAAUGCACAGGCUGCAGAAAAUCCUACAGACUAUUCAGUUUUCCCGUUACCUCCUCAGCACUAGUCCCAUUUUCCUAGAUGUUUAUUGCCUGGAGUGUUUGGAUCAAAAUCUGCUCUGCAGUGUGUGAAGACGCUGGAGAGGCUUGUUUUUUUUUCACUGUGAAAUGCAAUGGUGCAUUGAAUAUGGUACCUAGAAGCCAAAUUAAACUAAUAAUAAUGAA